CGUGAGUGCAUCUCUAUUCAUGUUGGCCAGGCUGGAGUCCAGAUAGGAAAUGCGUGCUGGGAACUCUUCUGCCUGGAGCAUGGCAUUCAGCCAGAUGGCACCUUCAAGGAUGUGCAGGAUAAACUCAACAAUGAUGAUUCUUUUACCACGUUUUUCAAUGAAACAGGCACUGGGAAGCAUGUGCCACGGGCUGUAAUGGUGGACUUGGAACCAAGCGUAGUAGAUGAAGUGCGGGCUGGGACCUUCCGGGAACUUUUUCAUCCAGAACAACUGAUCACUGGAAAGGAAGAUGCAGCAAAUAACUAUGCCCGUGGCCACUACACCAUU
This is a messenger RNA of Nestor notabilis (Kea), 327 nucleotides long. RefSeq names its product tubulin alpha-8 chain-like. The transcript is spliced from 2 exons. NCBI's taxonomy places the organism in Eukaryota, Metazoa, Chordata, Aves, Psittaciformes, Psittacidae. Gene Ontology annotation, molecular function: GTP binding; structural constituent of cytoskeleton. The record is from RefSeq and is a predicted model, not a curated record. Gene Ontology annotation, cellular component: microtubule; cytoplasm. The annotation marks the transcript as partial. Gene Ontology annotation, biological process: mitotic cell cycle; microtubule cytoskeleton organization.